This is a messenger RNA of Mesorhabditis spiculigera, 828 nucleotides long. The record is from the annotation of a GenBank genome assembly. NCBI's taxonomy places the organism in Eukaryota, Metazoa, Nematoda, Chromadorea, Rhabditida, Rhabditidae.
AUGGGCGAGUUAGUUCUGCUGGAGCCCGGGCGUAAGGUGAACGAAUGGGUGAUCGAGAAGAAGCUGGGCGAGGGCGCCUUCGGUGCCGUCUACCGCUGCAACAAUGGAAAAGGCGACUUGUUUGCCCUCAAGGUCGAAGGCAAGAACGAGGCGAUCCAGCUGCUCAAGCUCGAGGUGUACGUGCUCAACGACUUGGGCAAGGCCGGCGGCCGGCAUUUCUGCAAAAUUGAGGACAAGUACGCGCCGGUGGCCUGCCACAUGAACCGCGAGCAGUGCCGACUGGACGACUGCGAGACGUGGCUGUACAUGCUCGUCGAGCUGACGAAGGGCACGCUGCCGUGGCGUAACAUGAAGGACAUUCGCGAGAUUGGUGACGCGAAGCGCGGCGUGCGGAUGAGCGAGCUGGGCCUGAAGCAGCUGUUCGGCGGCUGCCCGCGCGAGUACAUUGAUGUGCUGAGGGUGAUCGACGGGGCGAAAUUCUUCGACGAGCCCGACUACGCCAAGAUGUACAACCUGCUGCGCCAGGGGAUGCGCAGCACCAACGCGAGGGAAUACCCGUACGACUGGGAGGAGUUCCUGAUGCGCCAGAUGGAGGAGGAGAAGAAAAAGAAGGAGAAGGGCGAGGGGUCGGCCAAGGCGCCCAAGAAGGAGAAGAACGAGGAGGACAAGCAAGCCGCCGAGGCGAAGAAGCAGGCCAUCCUCGACCAGCAGGAGGAGGACAAGAAGAACAAGGACAAGAAGAAGGACGACAAGAAAGACGACAAAAAGGACGAGAAAAAAGACGAGAAAAAGGAGGACAAGAAGGAUGAGAAGAAGGAGGACAAGAAA